Molecule: messenger RNA, 1107 nt
Organism: Lottia gigantea (owl limpet)
Lineage: Eukaryota; Metazoa; Mollusca; Gastropoda; Lottiidae
Exons: 6
Biological process (GO): double-strand break repair via homologous recombination
Cellular component (GO): nucleus; cytoplasm; chromosome
Molecular function (GO): nucleic acid binding; ATP binding; 3'-5' DNA helicase activity
Source: RefSeq, a predicted model, not a curated record
GAUACUCCAAAGGAAAUGAAGCAAGCUCUGAAACAAUUUGGUUUCCAAAGUUUUAGACCAGGACAGGAGAAUGCCAUGAAAAGAAUUCUAUGUGGUCUAUCAACGCUUGUAGUCUUAUCUACAGGAGAGGGGAAAAGUUUAUGUUAUCAACUACCAGCUUAUGUUUAUGGUGAAAAUUCAUCAUGUUUAACACUUGUUGUAUCACCAUUAGUGUCUUUAAUGGAAGAUCAGGUAACUGGUCUGCCACCUGGUGUAAAAGGAGCUUGUUUACAUGCCAAUAUGUCCAAAGUACAGAAAGAAAAUGUUUUCAAAUCAAUAUCAGAAGGCAAUGUACAUUUUUUGCUGGUGUCUCCUGAAGCUGUUGUUGGUGGUGCCUGGUCGACUAUUGGUUCUUUUCCUGGUCCAGACAAAUUACCUCCGAUAGCCUUUGUCUGUAUUGAUGAAGCUCAUUGUCUAUCAGAGUGGUCUCAUAAUUUCAGACCAUCAUAUCUACGUUUAUGUAAGAUAUUAAGAGAAGUAUAUGGCGUCAAAUGUUUCCUGGGUUUAACAGCAACUGCUACUAAAUCAACAGCUUUAGAUGUAGCUAAGCAUCUGGGUAUUGAAGAUGAUGAAGAUGCUAUCAUACGUGGUUCUCCUGUUCCUAAGAAUCUUCUGCUGUCAGUUUCUAGAGAUAAUGAUAAAGAUGAGGUAUGUGAUCGCUUUUCAUCCUGUCAAUCUAUUAUUAUAUACUGUACUAGAAGAGAACAAGCUAAUCGUGUAGCAACCUAUAUUAGGACCUGUUUACAGAAACCUGAAGACUCUCAACCUUCCAUAACACCAGGAAAAAAAGGAAAAAAGAAAAGCCCUGUAUGGUCAGCAGAAUGUUACCAUGCUGGGUUAACUGCAGCUCAGAGGAAAAGAGUCCAAAAGAAUUUUAUGAGUGGUAAAUUACGUGUUGUUGUAGCAACUGUAGCCUUUGGUAUGGGUUUAGAUAAAUCUGAUGUUCGAGCUGUCAUACAUUAUAAUAUGCCUAAAAGUUUUGAAAGUUAUGUUCAAGAAAUUGGAAGAGCAGGUCGAGAUCGUCAACUGUCACAUUGUCAUCUAUUUUUAGAUCCAGAGGUGAGUUGA